Messenger RNA from Bradysia coprophila, 993 nucleotides. RefSeq lists its product as uncharacterized. The record is from RefSeq and is a predicted model, not a curated record. Lineage: Eukaryota; Metazoa; Arthropoda; Insecta; Diptera; Sciaridae.
UCUAUUUUUCAUUUUAGUUUCAUUGAAUUCAGUGGCACACAUAGUUGUGUCUUCUCAAUCAUUAGAAUGUUGUGCUAUGUUCCAUUUUCGAUUGUUUGUUUAUUGCUAAUACUCAACAAAUGUGUCAGCGAUGAACAUAUUUAUGGAAAGAAAAAAGGACUGGACUUUUACACAAACAAAGUAUUAAACGCAACUCAAGCGAUUCCGAAAAACUACACGAUUUUAUUUGAGUAUGUCGGCAGUGCAACUAGUCCACUAGUUGACUAUUGCAAGAUAACUACCAAUGUAAAUAGCACAGCAAAUUUCACUUUAGUCGAAAGGGAAAAGAAAAUCGUUAAAGCGACAAUACACAUCCCAAAUGCAAUGAAUGUUACGGCAUCUAUUGAAUUAUCAGGCGAUGCUGCAGAAUUUCAACAUUCUCUUCAGUUUUCGAAAGUGUUCCCCGAACAUGCGUCAAAAAAUGCUGAGAGUAGAAGUCUAGCAAUGGUCUUUGUAAAAAAUGCUGUGCCAUCCGUGGAAGCGAAGCAAUAUUCGCAAAAUGCAAUCGGUGUUCGACAGUAUGGUGACGAGUUACUUUACUUUGAGAGUCGAAAUGUAACAAAUGUCAGUCGGUUUCCAAGCCGAUCUUUCGAAUAUGUUGAAGACGACAAGACUCACAUAACUUAUGUGGGAUUUUCGUUCAAUUCACCAACAGCAAUAGCAUUUAUUAACUCGACAUUCAUACUAAAACAAGAACUUAGUGCAAUUGCUUAUGAUAUGAAUACCGAACACUUUAUGGCUAAUGUUUCCAUUUAUGGAUUUAGAAACUUCGGACUUGAGACAACGUACAAGGAAAUUAUCGAAUCGAAGGAAAUAUGUUGUUGGUGCAAUUAUUACAAAAAAUAUCCAACUUCGUGUGGUGCACGAACAUCAUUUGAUUGAAAGUAUGCGUAAGACUUUGGAUCAUCUUUUACUAUCUAGUGAAGGCUAAUCACCUGUUUGCAAAACAACAUA